This is a messenger RNA of Parathielavia appendiculata, 1665 nucleotides long. RefSeq names its product cytochrome P450. Lineage: Eukaryota; Fungi; Ascomycota; Sordariomycetes; Sordariales; Chaetomiaceae. The transcript has 5 exons. The annotation marks the transcript as partial. Gene Ontology annotation, molecular function: iron ion binding; heme binding; monooxygenase activity. The record is from RefSeq and is a predicted model, not a curated record.
AUGACAAUCGCGGCGGUGCUGGUGCUUAUAAUCGUCAGCAUUGUUACAGUGUAUAAGAUAUGUAUUCGCCGCAGCGGGAGGCUGCGGCUGGGAGCGAAGCCUUUGCCCGGGCCCUGGGGCCUGCCCUUCAUGGGACGUAUCCACGACAUCCCAGAGAAGGCAACUUGGCUUAAAUUCUACGAAUGGAGCAAGAAAUACGGUCCGAUCUACAAGAUGGAAAUGUUCGGAACGGUUCAUGUGUGGAUUUCGUCCGAGAAGGUGGCCACCGAACUCCUCUCCAAGCGCGCCGCCAUCUAUUCGGACCGCCCAGUGAUUCCGAACUUGCCCGACAACCGCACCAGCGGCGAGUACCUUGCCCUCUUGGGCCGCACAGGCAGGUCUCGCACCCCUGCACUCUCCACAUGGCAGCGCCAGAGAAAGCUCUGCAACCACCUGAUACACGCUAGCAAACUCGAGGACCUGCACUCGUACCCGACCCUCGAGCGCGACCGCUUUCUUUAUCUCAUGGCCAAAGACGCCAGCAACUACGUCGAGUGGGUCGAGCAGUUCACCAGCCGGACCAUCUCGUGGCUGAGCUGGGGCACCGCGGCGCCCGCUCAGAUCCUGCGACAUACCACGUUUGGGCUGCUGGAGACCAUCAGCCCCGCCGGUGCGCUCCCCAACAAGGCCAGCUUCCUCCGCUACGUGCCUCGCAUCGUGUCCCCGUGGAAAAAGAAAGAGAGAGACCGGCAUGACCUGGAAAGCCGCCUGUUCCGCGCCAACGUCGGCUUUGUCGCGGAGAGCGUGGCCCAGGACAGGGCGAGCCCGAGUUUUAUCAAGACGUUCAUGGAGGACAAGGCGAGUCCGGACGAGAGGGUCAGGAAGCGGUUGCGCAGCGACCAGGCCGAGGCCACGCACGUCGUCGGGCUGAUGGCUAUUGCCGGUGCGCUCACCAUCGGCGCGCCGAUCCAGAGUUUUAUCCUGGCCAUGUGCCACUACCCGGAGUGGCAGCGCAGGUUACAGAGAGAGAUUGACCAGGUUCUGGGUGGCCGGUGCCCGCAGUGGGAAGACAGGAAGACACUGCCCCUGCUCCGGGCUGUGGUCAAGGAGGUGAUCAGGUGGCGACCGCCGGUCCCGACAGGGAUUCCCCAUGCCGUCGAGCGCGACGACUACUACGACGGCUAUCUCGUACCCGCCGGCGCCACAAUCCACGCACUGGAAUGGAGCUUCACUCGCGACGAACACCGCUAUCCAGACGCCGAAGCCUUCAACCCAGCACGCUGGAUCGACCCGCGCUAUCCAACCUACCGCGAGCCGCUUCUUCGGUACCCAAACCUCUCUGCCUUUUCUCAGUUUGGCUUCGGCCGGCGCACGUGCCAGGGCAUCCCCAUCGUGGAGCAGGACCUGUUUCUCACCAUGGGUGGCCUGUCAUGGGCGUUUGACCUGCGCAAGAAGCGCGACCCCCUCACGAAGCGCGAGAUCCCGGUGCACUGGGACGACUACACGCCGCUGCUAAUUGCGAAGCCCGAGAAGUUUCUGUUUGAUGCGGUGCCCAGGUCGCAGGAGAAGCUCCGGCUCAUGCGGGAGAUGUUUGAGGCUGCAAACGGGAAGCUGCUCCACGGCAAAGGUCCGGAUUUCAACAUUGGCCAGUUCUGGAACGACUUGGGCGAUGUCAUCUAUGGUGAC